UUUAUAUUUCCUCCAACGUUUUCUUCGCUAUCACUAUAUCCUUGCUGGUCAUCUCCAGAGCCAACCCUAUUGUAUCUCUUAUUCCUGAACCAUCACACCUUGAUCUACUCCAACGAUGGAGACAAGGACACAGGAGCAGCAACAAAAAGACUUUUUAGCCUCUUUCUUCCCCCCAGAGCACCCCGUUCAGAGAGGCUCAGAUCUUCAGCAACAGUCUCCCAUGAACUCAGGGAAUUUAAUAAACCAACAGCCUAUGCUUAACAACUUCUCUGGACUGAGUAACACCCAGCUUAACAUGGAUCUCAUGAACAACAUGAUGGUCAUGCAGAGCAUGGAGAUGUCCCCGUCAUCAGCAGUUCCACAGUAUACCCCGCAGGCUUUGCUCGAGCAACAGUACAAACUAAAUCAGCUUCAACAACUACAGCAGCUGCAGAAUCAAAUACAAAACCAGAUCUUCCAGCAACAGCCGUAUAUGGAUUCUCAUCAGGACAUGUAUCAAUCUGGUGCGAUGGACACCAUUCCUUUACCGUCUCCCCACGCGCAGCCUGUGUUGAAUCAGUACUCGCGUCAUCCUGGCUCAAAUUCGGCUCCUGCCAAUAUUGCCUUUCAGAAUCCCUUUCCUCUCCCAUCACCGUCUGACUUGGAUAUGGAUCCUGUGCAGCCAAAACAACCUAACAAGCGCACUGCAUCGCCCAGCGGUGACGAGGGUGUCGCAAAGCCGUCUCGCAAGCGUCUCUCACCAGCCACGGCGAAUACGUCUAACUCUUUCAAUAACGGUAAAAGGGCUGCCCGUGUGACCAAGUCCGCAAGCUCGACUCCUCUUCUGCGUUCCACGAGGUCUAGACGAGGUAGUAUUCUAACGGGAGAAGAUUCGCCAUCUCCUGUAGAUUUAUCUAUGCCACCUCCCGCGCCGCCCACGGCUCAUUCAUCUGCAGCCUCGACAUCAAAGCCAGCAGCUGCAACUACUGCAAAUGUCACGUCUAUAACGCCGGUCACACCAGCCAGCCUCAUGGAACUGGGUCGUCUAGGAAUCAGCAGUAGCUUGACCCCGAUUGCCAAAGAUGCGAAGUCACUCAAAAAUGAUCCUAAAGGCAAAUCCGCCUCAAGGUCUAAGCCCUCGGCAGAAGCUGGUUCUUGCAGGACCCUAAGAAAAAAUCAAAUGUUGAUAAGUCCAGGUCCUAAGCCAAUUCUUCCGGCCGGUGGCACCAACGUACAUGCAGGCUCAUCGGCUGCUCCUAUGCCGCCUGUACCGCAAAGUCGCAAGUCUCAUAAGGAUGCUGAGCAGAAGCGUCGUGAUUCGUUAAAGACGACAUUCGACGAUCUUCGCAUACUUUUGCCACCGAUACCUCUUCCGUCUGACGAAAACUUUCCUGAUACUCCCAUCCUUCCGGGUGCGCUACCUCCACGCGGCCCACCUAAAGCUGGCGGUGAAGGUCCUAACAAGGGUGUUAGCAAGCUACAGCUUCUGCGGUGCGGUAAUGACUUCAUUCGAGUGCUCAAGGGGCGUGUCGAUCGAAGGGACGACGAAAUUGGCAAGCUCAGGCAUGAGGUAUCAAGGCUAAGGGGCUUAGUUGGCGAUGAACCUGCCGAGUCAGUUGGGGAGCUAUUGGAUCUAGAGCGGGAUUUAGAUGAUAUAGAACUUACUGCAUCGUUUGGUGGAGGAUCAGUGGUAGGAGACGAUGAAGCUGAUGAUUGUGAUGAUUAGAUUAGCGACAUGAUGUCGCGCAAUGACACUGGUAGAAGGUAUGCAUGAGCUCGAGCGGGUAGGCGUCUUGCAUAUGUCUUUUUGCUUUCCCCCCCCCGUAUUUGUCAAUUUACUGUAAAGCAGAUUUACGCGUAGCCAAUAUAUAAGUUCGCGCUAAACAGUCCUUAUCC
Messenger RNA from Serpula lacrymans var. lacrymans S7.9, 1875 nucleotides. RefSeq lists its product as uncharacterized. The transcript is spliced from 4 exons. The record is from RefSeq and is a predicted model, not a curated record. Lineage: Eukaryota; Fungi; Basidiomycota; Agaricomycetes; Boletales; Serpulaceae. Gene Ontology annotation, molecular function: protein dimerization activity. The coding region runs from base 116 to 1705 and encodes 529 amino acids.